CGGAACCGAACCGUCRGGGCUGGGCGGCCUCCCUACUCUCCCUGCUUCGUCCAGGACCCCCUCCUCUAUCCAAGGCAGGCUGCAGGGGGACCGGGUGCAGACACAAGCAGGCUCCUGGUCCUCAGUCCUAGACGCUCGGAGYUACGUGCUCGCGGCAUCGCCCUCCACAAACCCAGCGCGUCCUGGGCGGGCGGCCGUGGCGCACCGCUGCGUCCCCAGCACCUUGCCAGGCGGAUAGCAGGUGCCCCUGACGGCUUACAGAGGAAGCUCCACCCACCUCAAGCCAAGAUGUCCAGCAAGCGGGCCAAGGCCAAGACCACCAAGAAGAGGCCACAGCGGGCCACGUCCAAUGUUUUCGCAAUGUUUGACCAGUCCCAGAUCCAAGAGUUUAAGGAGGCCUUCAACAUGAUCGACCAGAACCGCGACGGCUUCAUCGACAAGGAGGACCUGCAUGACAUGCUGGCCUCCCUAGGGAAGAACCCCACGGAUGAGUACCUGGAGGGCAUGAUGAGCGAGGCCCCGGGGCCCAUCAACUUCACCAUGUUCCUCACCAUGUUCGGGGAGAAGCUGAACGGCACCGACCCCGAGGACGUGAUCCGCAACGCCUUCGCCUGCUUCGACGAGGAGGCCUCAGGCUCCAUCCAUGAGGACCACCUCCGGGAGCUGCUCACCACCAUGGGAGACCGCUUCACCGACGAGGAAGUGGACGAGAUGUACCGCGAGGCGCCCAUCGACAAGAAGGGCAACUUCAACUACGUGGAGUUCACCCGCAUCCUCAAGCACGGGGCCAAGGACAAGGACGACUAGGCCCUUGGCCGGCCCUCCCUCCGCCCCACGCACACGCACCACCGGGCCGCCCAGGGGUGGGGUCCAGCCCCAAGAGACACAGGCCGAAGACCCCUGAAGGACCCCUGCAGGACCGUGGUCCAGGGAGACGGAAGGCCUCGGGGAGCGAGGGCGCCUGUCCCUAGGCUGCCCCGGGGAUGCGGCCCUGGUCCUGGUGUCAACAGCACUUCAUGAGCACCCACACACGCGCCAGCUCCCUACGUCCCCAAGAGGACAGCACCAGACCCCCGCCCCUGCCCGUCCACUCUCCUGGGAGUGCUCAGGACACCUGGACACCCCUGUCCCAGGGAGGCAGAGUCUCCAAUAGAAGGCUGAGCACUACUCAGGGUCUGUGACUGUGCUUUUGGUAAAAUCAGGGUCCUGGGGCCCCAAAUCCUCCUUCUCCUCGCCUCCCCCAACCCACCUCCACUCCCCGGCUGCCCUGCUCC
Urocitellus parryii (Arctic ground squirrel) is the source of this 1274-nucleotide messenger RNA. It is a transcript of the gene Myl9, whose product is annotated as myosin light chain 9. Gene Ontology annotation, molecular function: calcium ion binding. The record is from RefSeq and is a predicted model, not a curated record. Lineage: Eukaryota; Metazoa; Chordata; Mammalia; Rodentia; Sciuridae.